AAUUUAGUCUUAUGAAUGAGUCAAUGGCAGUUGUGUUGUUUCAUUUGUUGGACAACAAACACAACGAGUUGUGAGUUCGAUGUAGUGUUAGAUGUAUGGAUGUUUGUUUAUUAAUUUUUCGAUAAAAUGAGUCGACACAGACAAUUUCGCGAAUACUGUUUAGUAAAUGACUGCGAAACCGAAGCAGAGGAUAAUGACGUUUUGUUUCCUGAUUUAGAAAAACAGAAAUGCAAUAUUCAAAAAUGCAUCUGCGUUACUUUUUUAACUUUGGUUGGAUUGGGGUUGGUCGUAUUUUUGUUGAUUUUUAUUAUAUUUCCUUUGAUUUUUAUGAGUUCUAAAACUCUACAAACCGAUCUAGUUUUUACACACUUUAAUCUACCUAAAGAUCCAAAAUAUUUUCAAACGAGACAUUUUCCUGCAUACAAAAACAGAUACGUAACUUUCAAUUACACUAAAGAUAACGAGAAUCAAACUUUGGGAAUGUGGCAGAUUCUUCCUGUUAAUCUUGCAUACGAUGAGUUAUAUGGAUCUGUAGAUUUUGACGAAGCUCUUUUGAACAGUAAUUACAAUGUUUUAAUUUAUUUUCACGGUACUGGAGAAGCGAGAUCUUAUAAUGAAGGCAAAUAUGGACUACUGAGUUAUUUUUUUCACAUAAUAACUUUCGAUUACAGAAGUUAUGCCGAUUCAUCACAAGGAGAACUCACAGAAGAUAAAGUGAUUGAUGAUUGUAUUGAAUUGUACAAGUGGGUGAAAAAUAGAACUCAUUCGGAUAUUUACGUAUGGGGUCAUUCGCUUGGAGCUGCUCUAGCAACUAGAACUGUCGCUAGCUUAGAGAACUUGUAUGGUGUUAAAACAAAAGGUCUGGUUAUAGAAUCUGGAUUUACUACUCUCCAUGACGAGUUAUAUGUUCAUCCUUAUGUAAAAAUAUUCACCUGGCUUCCAUGGUUUAAUCAAGUCAUCGUUAAUCCUUUAUACAACAAUGGUUUUAUUUUUGAUACAGUAAGUCACCUGUUAACAAUAACAAGCCCUGUAAUGGUGCUACACGCAGAGGAUGACAAUGAAAUUCCCUGCAGUUUUGGACGUAAGUUGGUGUAUGUAGCGGAGACAAGGAAUAUCACAACCAUAUAUCAUGAAUUUGAUGGUAAAUAUGGUUACAAACAUAAUUAUCUUUACAAAGAUCCUUUUAUGAAAUUGUAUAUCAUGAACUUUAUCGAUGAAGCAAGCAACAGAAUCUUAUGAACAUUCAAGCAAAGAAAAAAUGAAAAGAUAAUUAGCUCCUAUCAAAGAUGUAAAAAGGCUGUGAUCUUAUAAACUCCACGCAUAUUCUGUAAUCAUGACUUAGUGGUGAUGCGUUCUGUAUAAUUUCAUUUUAACAUGAUAUAUCGGUUGAGAAUAGGUAAUAUAUUUUCAUGACACA
Messenger RNA from Diorhabda sublineata, 1417 nucleotides. RefSeq names its product lysophosphatidylserine lipase ABHD12-like. Lineage: Eukaryota; Metazoa; Arthropoda; Insecta; Coleoptera; Chrysomelidae. Bases 127 to 1239 code for a protein of 370 amino acids. The transcript is spliced from 7 exons. The record is from RefSeq and is a predicted model, not a curated record. Gene Ontology annotation, biological process: monoacylglycerol catabolic process; phosphatidylserine catabolic process. Gene Ontology annotation, cellular component: endoplasmic reticulum membrane. Gene Ontology annotation, molecular function: monoacylglycerol lipase activity; phosphatidylcholine lysophospholipase A1 activity.